Helianthus annuus (common sunflower) is the source of this 3682-nucleotide messenger RNA. Its product is annotated as DNA repair protein RAD5A. The transcript is spliced from 20 exons. The coding region runs from base 274 to 3351 and encodes 1025 amino acids. Gene Ontology annotation, molecular function: ATP binding; zinc ion binding; ATP-dependent chromatin remodeler activity. The record is from RefSeq and is a predicted model, not a curated record. NCBI's taxonomy places the organism in Eukaryota, Viridiplantae, Streptophyta, Magnoliopsida, Asterales, Asteraceae.
CUCUUACAUUACAUCUCACUUGAUUCAAUUCAACUACACAACACAGAAAAUAAACAAUUAACAAUGGCGGGAAACCUACCAAACAGAAGAUAAAGCGCCAUUUUCAUUCACCAGAAGAUCCACCUCACCUGGGUUUAUCAAACCCUAAAACCCUGUUCUUCUUAUGUCAGAUUCUCAAUCGCUUCACGAGAACUCAUAAUCCAUUACCUUAAUUUCAUUUCAGUUAGGGUUAGGGUUUAGAAAAUUUUCCUAUUUCUAAUCAACGCACUGUAAAUGGGGAACAAAAUCAACGAUGAACUGAUCGCAACAGUUCAAUCGAUCGUAGGUCCAGAUUACUCAAAAAUGGAUGUAGUCAGAGCUCUUCACAUGGCGAACAAUGACGCAACUGCUGCAAUCAACAUCAUAUUCGACACUCCAAGCUUCAAACGAUCGGAACCUCCUAGGGUUUCAAGCCGUAACACUACUGCUGCAAACACACAGGAUGCGGUUGUGCGUUCAAAGCCGAACAGCAGCGGCAAUCGUGUUGUGGAAGAUGAACCGAGUACUAGUAGGGCAGUGGAGAGUGGAGUCAGGACUGCAAACGACGUCGUUAGUGGUUUGAGUGAUAGUAGUAAGUGGUGGUUUGUUGGUUGUUCGGAAGUGGCUGGGUUGUCUACGUGUAAAGGGAGUAAGAUAAAGGUUGGGGAGCACGUGAAGUUUACAUUUCCGACGGAGAGAUCGUUGACCGGUCCCUCACCGGGGAAAUUUGGCGGUGGCGGGAGGGGUAGGCAGCCAGCUGCCUGUUCGGAGAUUGUGAGGUUUUCUACUGUGGCUUCUGGGGAGAUUGGUAGGAUCCCAAACGAGUGGUCUAGAUGUCUUUUGCCUCUUGUGAGAGAUAAGAAGAUUCAAGUUGAAGGUUUCUGUAAAUUUGCUCCUACUAAUUUGGGACUUAUGGAUACCAUUAAUCUAUCUGUUAGUGUUUACAUUAAUAGUUCCAUUUUACACAAAAGUCAUCAGACCUCUCUCAAAGUACCCAACAGUUCCACCGAUGAAACGUCCAUACAUCCCCUUCCGACCUUGUUUCGGUUACUUGGACUAGUUCCUUUCAAAAAGGCAGAAUUUACACCUAGCGACUUGUAUACAAGGAAAAGACCUUUGGAUGUAAAGGAUGGUUCUAGCGUUUCUGCUCGAUUGAUUCAUUCUAGCAAAGUUAAAGACUCGUCUUUAAACGGAAGUACAGUUGAAAACGAAGAGAUAAUCUCUGAUAACGAUCUCGACAACAUCGUGGGUGUUGCAAAUGGCUCUGAGUUAGAGGAAAUGGAACCUCCUAGUGCUUUAUCGUGUGAUCUUCGUCCCUAUCAAAAGCAAGCGCUUCAUUGGAUGGUUCAUUUGGAGAAGGGACCGUGCAUUGAUGACGCAGCUACAACUCUUCACCCGUGUUGGGAUGCCUAUCAUCUUGCCGACAAGAGGAAGUUUAUAGUUUAUGUGAACGCGUUUUCAGGAGAAGCUACAGUAGAAUUUCCUAGCACCCUUCAAAUGGCAAGAGGAGGAAUUUUGGCAGAUGCAAUGGGGCUUGGAAAAACGAUAAUGACAAUAUCACUUCUGCUUGCUCAUACUGAAAGAGGCGGAUCAUUAGAUAGUGAAAAUAAUGAAGUGGGAAAUAGCUCAGAUCAAUCUUCUUCAUCUCCAAAAAAGUUAACUAAAUUUUCCGGUUUUGAUAAGCUUAAAAAGCAAAAACAAUUGCUUAUUGGCGGAGGGAAUUUGAUCAUAUGCCCUAUGACUCUAAUAGGUCAAUGGAAGUCAGAGAUCGAAACUCACGCUGAACCCGGGUCUUUGUCUAUUUAUGUUCAUUACGGGCAAAGUCGUCCAAAAGAUGCCAAAAUAUUAGCUCAAAGUGACGUUGUGUUAACCACAUAUGGGGUUGUAGCUUCGGAAUAUUCAUCUGAGAAUGCUGAAGAACGUGGGGGGCUAUAUUCAGUUAGGUGGUUUAGGGUGGUGCUUGAUGAGGCGCAUACUAUAAAAUCUUCUAAAAGCCAGAUUUCAAUGGCGGCAGCCACCCUUGUUGCUGAUCGGCGAUGGUGUCUUACCGGUACCCCUAUUCAAAACAAUUUGGAGGAUCUUUUUAGUCUUCUUCGGUUCUUAAGGAUUGAACCAUGGGGAAGCUGGUCAUGGUGGAAUAAGUUAAUCCAGAAACCUUUUGAGGAUGGCGAUGAGAGGGGCUUAAGUUUGGUCCAAAACAUUUUAAGGCCAAUAAUGCUAAGAAGAACUAAGUUCAGCACCGACAAAGAAGGCAGGCCUAUAUUAGUUCUUCCGCCUGCUGAGAUGAAGGUAAUGUAUUGUGAACAAACAGAAGCCGAAAAAGAUUUUUAUGAUGCUCUUUUUAAGCGAUCCAAGGUGAAAUUUGAUCAAUUUGUUGAGCAAGGGCGGGUUCUCCAUAAUUAUGCUUCCAUUUUGGAAUUACUCUUGCGUCUUCGUCAAUGUUGUGAUCACCCUUUUCUUGUUAUGAGUCGAGGUGACACGCAAGAGUAUUCGGACUUAGGUAAAUUGGCAAAGCGUUUUCUUAAAGGCGGAAAGGAAGCCAUUGAAGAAGGUAAAGAAAUGCCUUCAAAAGCUUAUAUACAAGAAGUCGUAAAAGAACUGCAAAAAGGUGAAGAAGGAGAAUGUCCUAUUUGCCUUGAAGCUUUUGAAGAUGCGGUUUUGACACCAUGCGCUCAUCGAUUAUGUCGUGAAUGCCUCUUAUCAAGUUGGAGAAACUCUAAUUCGGGCCUUUGUCCUGUUUGUAGAAAGACGGUGAGCAAACAGGAACUAAUUACAGCACCAACCGACAGUCGGUUUAGAGUUGAUAUCGAGAAAAAUUGGGUGGAAUCAACAAAAGUUUCUGCAUUGUUGCAUGAACUAGAAAGUUUUCGGUCAUCAGGGUCUAAAAGCAUCGUGUUCAGUCAGUGGACUGCCUUUUUAGACCUUUUGCAGAUUCCCUUUGCGCGGAAUAACAUUUCUUUUGUUCGCCUGGAUGGGACUCUAAAUCAACAACAGCGUGAAAAAGUCAUAAAGCAGUUUUCAGAAGAAAACGACAUUAUGGUACUAUUAAUGUCAUUGAAAGCUGGAGGAGUUGGAAUCAACCUUACAGCAGCGUCUAACGCAUUUGUCAUGGAUCCUUGGUGGAAUCCUGCCGUCGAGGAACAAGCCGUCAUGCGCAUCCACAGGAUUGGACAAACAAAAAGUGUUUCAAUCAAACGUUUUAUCGUGAAGGGUACGGUUGAGGAACGAAUGGAGGCUGUUCAAGCGCGUAAACAACGGAUGAUUUCCGGGGCCUUGACAGACCAGGAGGUCCGAACAGCACGUAUUGAGGAACUUAAGAUGCUUUUUACUUGAACUCGCCAAUUGUUUCUGAUUCGUUUCACACAAAACAACCUGUUUGGGUCCAGAUUUGCCAAUCAUUUGGGUCUUGGUCUCUGAUACGAACAAUGGUCUAGUUUUGUUAAUUUGGUGUGGCACACUGAUUCGGCACGCAGACAGGCGAGGCUGGGAAAUGUAAACUGUUAUAGAAGGAGAUUGUAAUUUAGCUAUAGUUUCCAAGGUUAGUUUUGAGUGAUUUUUGUACCAAUUUCAAUUUGUGACAUGACUAUGAAUUUAUGAUACAUAUAGUUUUAUGUAAUUUUUGAAAAUUUUGAAGUAAAAGUUGCUGGAUGUUACCUUUUUUGUC